Messenger RNA from Strongylus vulgaris, 285 nucleotides. Lineage: Eukaryota; Metazoa; Nematoda; Chromadorea; Rhabditida; Strongylidae. The record is from the annotation of a GenBank genome assembly.
AUGCAUCCUGGCGCACCUGAGGACGCACUCCUCAGCAGUAUCCCUUUCACCAUUACCGUAUCCCUCCCGUCCCCUCCUAUGCGCUCCUCAUCUCGCCACAUCGUCAUCAUCCAUCCGGACAGCUGGUACUCAACUGCUGAACAAACUGAUGCGCUCGUCACGUUUGCGCUCACCUUGCACUCGAGAAACUCUUCGGACACAAUGGACACUUAUGGGCUUGUCCUUCUGGGGCUAGCUGGCCUGGUUCGAGCUCACCGUGUUCACGUGAUUCACUUCUGGCUGUAG